Molecule: messenger RNA, 1020 nt
Organism: Didymella exigua CBS 183.55
Lineage: Eukaryota; Fungi; Ascomycota; Dothideomycetes; Pleosporales; Didymellaceae
Product: HET-domain-containing protein
Exons: 2
Source: RefSeq, a predicted model, not a curated record
AUGAUUAAUCAUCCGAAUUGCAGGGUCAAGAAAAGAACGCUACAUGAUGCGCGUUUAGGUGAAGUCGUUGCGUUGCCGUCGCGGAUUGUGGAUGUCGGGGCGGAUGGAUCGCAAGAGCUCCGAUUACUCGAGAGUGAAGGUAUGAAAGGGACAUAUCUAACACUAAGCCACUGCUGGGGAGGCGGCGUCGCAGUGAAGACGCUGCUUUCGAAUCUAGACGACUACAAAAAACGCAUACCGAUGCAUGUACUGAGUGCAAAUCUGAGAGACGCGGUGCUGACUACUCGUCGUCUCGGGUUCCGCUACCUCUGGAUAGAUUCAUUGUGCAUCAUUCAAGACAGCACAGCAGACUGGGAAAUCGAAGCUUCAAAGAUGGCUCAGAUUUAUAAUCGCUCUACCCUUACCAUAUCCGCGUCUCGCGCUCCAUCCUCCGACACUGGAUUUCUGCAAGGUACCAACGACGAUGACACCAGAUCGGGAUUCGUACCUAUAUGUCAUCCCCGCGGACUGGGAAGGUACUAUUUUAACCAGCGCACACCUGAGUCGAGUUCGUACCUCACAGACGUCGAGCGCGGUCCGUUGAACAGACGGGGUUGGACACUCCAGGAACGCAUCCUAUCGCGCCGCAGUAUCUUCUUCGGAGCGGCACAAAUGCACUGGGAAUGCCAGACGACCCGCUACUCUCAAAACACACAGCUCGAGCCCCAGGAAUUCGAGAAGAUGACUGGGGGUGUGUCGUCGCUUCGCAGCAUUCUCAACCUCGAUACUGGUACUGGUACAGGGGCAACAAGAGAGCAAGAAACGUUAAAAUUGUGGUAUGAAGUUCUAUCGCAGUUCGUGGAGAGAAACCUCACGUUCCCGGAUGACAAGUUACCUGCGCUAUCGGGGAUUGUUCGUACUGGUGAUGAGGAUCGGAAAACCAGCUACGUAGCCGGACUCUGGAAACAGGAUAUACCCCGCGGACUGAUGUGGAUGAUUCCUCCUCAGCCCAAGACGCGCGUUCCAUCGUGGUCGUGGAGU